UCAUUCCGCGGCAGCUCUACGAGCAUCUUGACUCCGUCGGGAUGAACUAUGGACCCUUGUUUCAGAACAUCGCAGAGGUCCGCACAUGCGAUGGCCACUGCGUGAGCAGAGUCACGAUCCCAGAUACCAAGUCCAAGAUGCCCUGCCAGUUCGAAUACCCACACCUUCUGCACCCUGCCACUUUGGAUGCCAUGAUUCAGACUCUUUUGGCUAUCAAGCCGGUGCCCAUGGUCCCUGUUGCCAUCAGGAGACUUUUUGUGGCUGCAGACCUGGGCGGUGCAGCAUCGGGCGCAGAAUUCACCGGCUACUCGUCAGUCAGUGCGGCUGGCAUUCGGAACGCAGAGGCAACCAUUUUCAUGAAGCAGGAAUCAAUACAUCAAGCACACGUUGUCAUUGAAGGUCUGAGCUUGGCCGCAUUGCCUGCCAUAUCUCCCGAAGAAGGGGGUUUCCUGCGCAGCAAUCGCAAUCUUUGCAGCCAGAUCAUCUGGAAAGAAGAUGCCCUCUUCGCUCGGCCGAGCUCAUACAGUGAACAGGUUGCUGUGCUUGCCCACAAGUACCCCGGGCUGUCGAUACUCCAGGUUGGUGGCAGUUUUGAGCUCUCACAAGCAACUCUAAAUGCGGGCAGCCCGGAUCCAGACGCCACUCCCCAGAUCCGCCAAUACACCAUCAUUGGGGGCGAUGGAGACGAUGUCGCCAUGAGACUGCUUGCCUCUGUGAGAGACACUCCACUUGAGCGUUGUGUCAGAAAAGAGUCUGAUAUUUCGGCCGUCGACAGUGAGUACGACUUGAUUGUUGCUUUCAACGACGUUGAGGUGGAUUUCAGCAUCUUGGAACCGAAGCUGAAAGAGACCGGCGUUCUGUUGAUGCAAAUCAACCCCACAGAAGAACCUGAUGAGCAGCAGGUUGGCGAAUUCCAAAGUACUUCCGGUACCCAAGACAUUAGUCGUAUGCAAAUGAUCGCCGAUCAGGUCAUGAAAGAGGGUGAUCAAGAUGUGCAUUUCAUGGAGGCCGAGGGCGGACUCCUCAUGAAGGCCCAUAGAAAGAUCCAGCCGUCUUUUAUAAUAAGUCCUGUCGUCGUCAUUACUCCAGCAAAAUUUGGCACAGAGGUUCAAAACUUCGUCAAGGCUAUCGAACGACUCCAAGCAACGAAGCGUGUCCCUUUCGAUGUCUCUUUCAUGGCCGUCGACAAAGUCCUUGAAGAGCCGUCUGUUCUCGAAUGCAGCAUCGUUAUCUCCCUGCUUGAGUUCUCUGGCAUCCAGGCUCGCGAUUAUUCCAUUUUCGACUGGAAGGAAAAUGACUUCGAUGCAUUCCGGACAAUCCUAACCGCGAGCCACGUUCUCUGGAUCACUCGGGGAGCUGUCAUGAGCUGUGAAAAUCCGCGUGGGAGCCCUAUCAGCGGGCUCGCAAGGACCCUGAUUUCCGAGAAUCCUCUGAAUUCAAUUGUCACUUUUGACUUGGCGGGAGACUCAAAGCUCGAUGACCCCGCCGUCGUUGGCAACAUCUUGUCCCUGCUUGAUGCGACGUUUGGAUCAAUUCUUGUAAAGUUGGAGGACACAGAGUUUGCCGAAGCAGGCGGGAAGAUUUACAUUCCUCGUCUCUUAACAUUGCCAUCCAUGAACCGCAUCAUUGAAGGUCAAGUUUCGGCUUGGAGAUUCUCCCAGAAGCCAUUCAGCGACAGUCAAGGUCUUCAGCUCACGAUAGACGCCCCGGGUAUCAACGACGACAACUUGUUCUACAUCAAGUCAGACAAGAAGGAAUUAGGAGCAGAUGAAGUUGAGAUUGUUUUUAGUGAAUCUCAUCUGUCUGUCCUGGACCUUGAAACUGUCCUUGGAAGGUCCCAGAAGUCGACUGUUGGAGCCGACAUCAGGGGCCGAAUCACUCGGCUCGGUAGCCAAGUCAAGGGGCUUUCUAUCGGCGACACUGUUGCCGCCUUGGUCUCCGGUGGCUCGAUUCGGAACUUCUUGCAGGUCGGAUCUCAGUUUGUCAGACGCGUUGACGCCGACAUUGUCCCAAGUUUUCUCGUCAGCGCCUACUUUGCACUCAUCCAUAUCGGAAGGGUUCGGCGAGGCCGCAAGGUGUUGAUCCAUACCGGCGCCAGUGGCUUUGGCCUCGUCGCGGUUCAGUUGGCCGUUGCUACAGGGGCUGAAGUCUUUGCUACUGUCGUCGGCCCCGAGGCUGAUUUACAGCGAGAGGUUUUAGAAAGGCAUGGUGUUUCAGAGGAUCGUAUCUUAGAAGCGGAUUCCGGGCUCUUUGUAGCCACGCUGCUGGGGGCUACAGAUGGUAAUGGAGUGGAUUGUGUGUACAAUCCCACCUUGAGAGCGUUUGAUGAGGCGUUGGACUGCGUUCGAAAAUGUGGUAGCAUCGUGCAGUUUGCAAGGGAGGCCGCGGGUUCGGUUUCGAGCC
Messenger RNA from Trichoderma citrinoviride, 2403 nucleotides. RefSeq lists its product as hypothetical. The record is from RefSeq and is a predicted model, not a curated record. Gene Ontology annotation, molecular function: fatty acid synthase activity; oxidoreductase activity. NCBI's taxonomy places the organism in Eukaryota, Fungi, Ascomycota, Sordariomycetes, Hypocreales, Hypocreaceae. The transcript has 2 exons. The annotation marks the transcript as partial. Gene Ontology annotation, biological process: secondary metabolite biosynthetic process; fatty acid biosynthetic process.